This is a messenger RNA of Cuscuta epithymum, 773 nucleotides long. The record is from the annotation of a GenBank genome assembly. Lineage: Eukaryota; Viridiplantae; Streptophyta; Magnoliopsida; Solanales; Convolvulaceae.
GGUAGAGAAGAGGUUUCACGAUGUCGAAGCGAGGACGGGGAGGUUCCGCCGGAAACAAGUUCCGGAUGUCGCUUGGUCUGCCGGUGGCGGCAACGGUGAACUGCGCCGACAACACCGGAGCGAAGAACUUGUAUAUCAUCUCAGUGAAGGGAAUCAAGGGUAGACUCAACAGGUUGCCCUCUGCUUGCGUGGGAGACAUGGUCAUGGCCACAGUGAAGAAGGGGAAACCUGAUCUGAGGAAGAAGGUCAUGCCUGCUGUCAUCGUUCGUCAGCGCAAACCCUUUCGCCGAAAGGACGGUGUAUUCAUGUACUUCGAAGAUAAUGCUGGAGUUAUUGUGAAUCCAAAAGGAGAAAUGAAAGGGAGUGCCAUUACAGGACCUAUUGGAAAGGAAUGUGCUGAUCUUUGGCCUAGAAUUGCCAGUGCUGCUAAUGCUAUUGUUUAGAGUAAUUGUUUUGAGCUUUUGUUGUGUUUAUUAAGAUAUAUUAAGAUUUCGAAUGUUGUGGCUUUGCUUUAGCAAUGUUCACUUUGCUAUGAUGUCCGAAUUUUUGCGAAACUUUUUAUUUGUGUUACAGUCUCCAACCUUUUUAUCAUGGUUUUUUAAUUUAUACGUCUGGUUUUCUCAAUCAACUGUCUUAUACGAGUUGGCUCUCUGCUAAUGGUGUGUAAACCACUAAUUUCUGCUGUGUUUGGUAUGUGCAAAAGGGAUAAUGAAAAUUUUAGUUGGUAAAUAUACAUUUAUUUCUAUUGCUAUUCGAUAGAUGGACAAUCUUAU